Molecule: messenger RNA, 753 nt
Organism: Didymella exigua CBS 183.55
Lineage: Eukaryota; Fungi; Ascomycota; Dothideomycetes; Pleosporales; Didymellaceae
Exons: 2
Coding region: 1-753 (250 amino acids)
Source: RefSeq, a predicted model, not a curated record
AUGGGGUCUCUUCGUGUUCCUGCACCUACGCCGGUCUCUACAUCUACCCUCACCAACAGACGCAGCUUCCACAUGCCACUGUCUAGUCACGGCAUGCCCAAGGCAUCCCGCACUUUGUCACCGGAGCGACCUCACAGAUUCUCGGUCAUCGGUCUACCUAACUCACCAGCGGACUCAUCGCCAAUGACUCCUCUGUCACCAGGACCAACGUCACCGCCUAUGUCGGCAAACUCAUUUGGCACAUUCAUCGACUCAGCACCUUCCACACCAGCCUACUCGCCAAGACAAGAGGGCGGAGAAUGGGAUAACUCUCAAGUCACAAUACUUUGGUCGAUGUCUUCUUCGUCACUCCCUUCGAGCCCUACAGAGCCAGUAUGGGAGAUGAUGGCACCCGUCAAGCAGCCAGUCAACAUCGUUCCAGCAACAGAGGACCGCACCCUCGCUAGGCCGGAGCUGCCGACUGCAUCAUCGACCCCCCUGGCACUAUCAAGACCAGACAUUCUUCGCAACGAAGCGGAGAUACAGGCAAAGAAGCUCGUUGAAGAAGAGGAAGCGACAGCGAGGUUACAAGACGCAACUGAUAAGGUCCAGCCAUCGCUGAGUCCAAAGACGGAAAUAGCGCCUCUUGGCAAACUUGCGACGAGGAUGAAGUCGCUGCUACGACGAAGUACGAGCGAGAAGAAGAAAGAUAAGAAAAGCAGGUCGCAGCAGGAGUACGAUCGCUUAGGUGAUACUCACUGGUCGGAGAUGUGA